This is a messenger RNA of Dicrocoelium dendriticum, 701 nucleotides long. Lineage: Eukaryota; Metazoa; Platyhelminthes; Trematoda; Plagiorchiida; Dicrocoeliidae. The record is from the annotation of a GenBank genome assembly.
AUGACACGAAGAGGUCCGUAUGUCCGCCACUCGUUCGAAGUGAGGAACAGGAUACUGACUGUGUAUGAAGAAGGAAACAACUGGAAGCACCUCGCCAAUUUACUUCACGUGAAAUGGAGCACUUGCCGCAAUUGGAUAAGAAUGCUGGAGUCGACCGAACCACGAGGUCAACACGGUGGGGCUCGUUGCAGAGCGAUGACAGAGAGCCACGUUCACUCUCUGGUUGAGUGGGUGUCGGCGGAAUCCACCAUAACCCUUGCAAAACUCCGCUUGCGCUUGAAAGCUGAGUUCGACGUUGAUGUCUGUACCAGUACUGUUGCCAGAUACCUUGACGGGCGAUUGAUAACGAUGAAGAAGUUACAUACAAUUCCUGAAUCCCUGAACACGCAGGUGAACAAACAGCGACGGAAAUUGUUCGUCCUUCAGAUAUUAAAUUUUCAAGCGGAAGGAAGGGAACCGAUAUGGAUCGACGAGACGAACUUUCAUCUCUUUUGCGCACGAACUCGGGGCCGUUCACCACGUGGGAGUCGAGCACAGUGUACUGUGGCAAACAGUCGCGGGCAAAAUGUGCACCUUGUCGGAGUAAUGACAAAGGACGCAUUGAUAGCGUUCUCCUUUUUACAUGGAAGCUACAAUAAACAAAGAUGUGCGCAGUGGCUGCGACAGUUGCUAGAUGAACAAGGUGCAGAUGUUAUCGAACG